Messenger RNA from Physella acuta, 1966 nucleotides. RefSeq lists its product as uncharacterized. Lineage: Eukaryota; Metazoa; Mollusca; Gastropoda; Physidae. The record is from RefSeq and is a predicted model, not a curated record.
GUCACCUCAAAUAUUUAUCGACGCGACGGGAAUAUAAAGUCUACUGUGAUUGAAACAGUUUCUCGCUAACUCUACUCCACCAUGGAAGAUAAACGUAUGACAGGUCCUAAGUACCUAAUCCACGUCAUCACCUUCAUCUUUCUGCUGGGCAUCGACCUAGCCGAUUUCAUCUGUGAUUGGCUGUUCUUCACCGACGUCAGCUCCGCCGAGAAAGGACUUGUGUAUGGGGUCCCUGACAAAAUAAUCGUUCGCGCCAUCCUCGCUUUCUGCAUCGUCGGGAGUGUGACGUUCAUCUUGGAGAUCGUUAACCUGUGGAAGGAGUUUUUUCACCAGAAGACCCGCAUCGACUCAGACGUUCUCUCGGCGAUUGUAAUCUGGAUAGAAGACGUUCCUCAGAUUGCUCUGAGUUUGGCUCUUGCCGUCUGCCGAGAAGAACCCAUCAGCGUUUUCCAACUCGGGAAGGCGGUUGUUGUCACUCUUGGAAUUUUGAUCCGGAUUUUCGUACUCGUCGUGAAGUUCUGUAAUAAACGGCUGUCGAAAAACCAUUUGAAGAUUAAGUUUGUUAUUGCGGCGGGAAGUCUUGUGGAGCUGUCAUGCGCAGUGGCGAUUUUCAUUUUGAUUCACACCGAGAAGGGGAAUAAAGGGGACGUGACUUUUCGAGUACCGACGACGAUUUUAGAAAAUCAGUUUAAAGACGCAAGUUAUUUCAACAACGUCAGCGUUUUCAUCAACCAUCCAGUGUACUUUGAUAACGUUAAUCCGAACGUCAGCAAAGUGGAUAAUGUUGUCAAUUGGUUACAACUGACCAGCAUCAACCAGCUACGAGCUAGACCAAACAUGGAAGUGUCGUUUAAGUUGGAGUAUACACAAGUUGAUAACGGAGCUUUACGACUGGCAAUAUGGAGAAAGAAUUUGCAUGAAACAGAUUUAAAAAACAAAUGGAUGCUUUCUUCGUGUUUUGAUAUGGAUAAGAAAUCCCCCGUUAUUCAACAGAAGAUGAACACAUCCUGUUCCAACACGUCUAGUAUGGAUGCGCUGUUUCUCACAUUUAAAUACGACCCGCCGGGGUAUUUUUUCAAAAGAAAAAUCUACGGUAAUAUUUUCUUCAACGCCAGGUACAUGAGCAACGGGACCUGCGAGGACGUGGGGGAAUACUCAGACGAGGUUCGAAACCAGCCCGCACCGCCGGUUAAUUUAACUAUGCAUUAUUUUCGCACGAAUGAAACACUCCCGCGGUAUGAUGAUCACGUGAUGCGUGUGGAGGGCGUGGCCAGGUUUUACAGGAACGUGGACGAGGAGAUGAUUGACGUGACCAGGGUAUGGAGAACCGGCUGGUUUGAAUGCGAGGCCGCUGGUUAUGUCGGGCCGACGCUGGACAGUGAGCUAAAGGUGGACUGCUCUUAACUACUGUGUGGGACCUCACAGUGAGCUAAAGGUGGACUGCUCUUAACUACUGUGUGGGGCCGACGCUGGACAGUGAGCUAAAGGUGGACUGCUCUUAACUACUGUGUGGGGCCUGACAGUGAGCUAAAGGUGGACUGCUCUUAACUACUGUGUGGGGACUGACAGUGAGCUAAAGGUGGACUGCUCUUAACUACUGUGUGGGCCUCACAGUGAGCUAAAGGUGGACUGCGAGCUAAAGGUGGACUGCUCUUAACUACUGUGUGGGGCCGACGCUGGACAGUGAGCUAAAGGUGGACUGCUCUUAACUACUGUGUGGGGCCUGACAGUGAGCUAAAGGUGGACUGCUCUUAACUACUGUGUGGGCCUCACAGUGAGCUAAAGGUGGACUGCUCUUAACUACUGUGUGGGCCUCACAGUGAGCUAAAGGUGGACUGCGAGCUAAAGGUGGACUGCUCUUAACUACUGUGUGGGGCCUGACAGUGAGCUAAAGGUGGACUGCUCUUAACUACUGUGUGGGCCUCACAGUGAGCUAAAGGUGGACUGCUCUUAACUACUGUGUGGG